Molecule: messenger RNA, 1209 nt
Organism: Caenorhabditis remanei
Lineage: Eukaryota; Metazoa; Nematoda; Chromadorea; Rhabditida; Rhabditidae
Exons: 7
Coding region: 1-1209 (402 amino acids)
Biological process (GO): ceramide biosynthetic process; sphingomyelin catabolic process
Cellular component (GO): lysosome
Molecular function (GO): acid sphingomyelin phosphodiesterase activity
Source: RefSeq, a predicted model, not a curated record
AUGAAAGCGUUUUAUGUGAUACUUUCAAUAUUAAUACUGUCAGAGGCAACUGUUUUGAGAACGAAAGAGAAUCUAGCGAAGAAUGUCACAUUGGAUAAAUAUGGAUUCCAGCCCCUUUGUGCGUCUUGCACAGGAUUAAUUACAGUUGCAAGUUUCAUUCUGAAAUUCGAUGUUUCGGAGCCAGUUGUUCUCGAAUUUGCCACUAUCAUUUGUAAACUUUUUGCCAAACAACCAUGGGCAGUUUGUGAUGGAAUAUCGUCGCAGUUCAGAGAUGAAUUCUUCUAUGUCUUCCGUCGUCUUGCAAACGAGAGUCCAUCUCAAAUCUGUGGAAUAAUUCUUCCUGAUUGUGCUGAUCCAACAGAUCCUUCUGAAGCUGGAUGGAAAGUUGCUCUGCCUCCAAAACCGAAAAGAAAGAGAGUUAUGAAGCCGAAGAGACCAAAAAUAUCUUCUCCAUCUCAAAAUUUAAAUAUUCUCCAAUUGACGGAUCUCCACGUGGAUUUCGAGUAUAAAUACCCGUCUGAAGCCAAUUGUGAUGAUCCAGUCUGCUGUCGGAUUUCAGUAGCAGAUCCGAAGAAAGCAUCAGGAUACUGGGGAUCAGUUGGGAAAUGUGAUAUUCCGUAUUGGACAGUUGAGAACAUGUUGUCACAUAUCAAUAAAACUCAUUUAAUUGAUAUGGUUAUAAUGACUGGAGAUUAUAUCAACCAUGUGGAUUGGGAAUAUUCAAUUGAAGAACAUCUUUCGGUUCUUCGGAAACUUCAUCAUCUUGUUCAGAGUACAUUCCCAACUACUCCCAUCUAUUGGGCACUUGGUAAUCAUGAAGGAGUUCCUGUGAACAGUUUCGCACCACAUACAGUUGACGAGAGGUUCUGGCCAACUUGGUUGUACAAAGAGUUUCAGGCGAUGAAUACACCGUGGUUGAGUGAAGGAUCCGAUGAUAGUCUUCUCAAACGUGGUUCAUACUCAACACAAGUUAUGGAUGGACUCAAAUUAAUUUCAUUGAACACAGGAUUCUGUGAAGUUACUAAUUUCUUCCUCUAUCUGAACCAAAGCGAUCCCGAUUCUUCAAUGUCUUGGUUCGUGAAGGAAUUGUAUGAAUCAGAGCUGAAAGGAGAGCAAGUCUAUGUUCUUGCUCAUAUCCCACCUGGAGAUUCGGAAUGUCUCGAAGGAUGGGCAUUCAAUUAUUAUCGAGUUAUUCAGAGGUAUUCCUAA